AUGGCUCCUUUUUUCCAAUCCGAGCUCGAUGAUGCCCGAAAUGAGUGGUUUGAUAAGUUCCCCAACUUUGCUUCAGGCCUCAACAUUUACAAGGUGGAGGCAUACAAGUCUGGGUCAAAAAUCGAGGAGGAACAGUUCCUUGCGCUGCGGACAUGCUGGGUGAGAAUACAUCUCAGGAACUUCAACCCACUUGAUUGGGGAAUUCGGAAUGUCGACCAUGCCUACGACUACCUAAAGAGCCAGCAGGCUUGGAAGGACUAUAUCCGUGCCACGGGGCCUCUUGAUUUCAACCUCGUGCUCCCCGUUCCUUCAUUGGGAGCAUUCGGAUUCGUCUGGUAUUACCAGCAGCUGGUCUACAAAGUGGAUUCCGACGACAUGGAGGCCUCGGCCAAAGUUGAUUUUUCGCCCAUUGCCAGGAGAACAAGAAGUAAAAUAAAAGAGCACGAGUUGCGUGAACAACAGCUCCAAACUCCCUCUAAACCAAGUCGCGGAUCGCCGCCCCCACUGCCCGAGCUAAAAGACAUUGAAAUGUUGUCUUCUUCUUUUGACGCGGACCAGACGCCGGAAUCUGCCGAGAUCCCGGAUGACCCGACCGAUUCAAAUUAUACCGAAAACGUAUCGGCCUCGACCCUUGAAGACGAACAAAUUGUUAACACUGCCCUCAUCAGUCUUGCAAGUGUCGUUACAUUUUCGCAUCCGAAAAGCAAGGGACACUGGUCUCUUCGUCGCAAGGCAUUUAAAUUUGGGGCGGACAAGGAGACGGACAAGGACAAACUAUACGAAGCCAGGAUUGAUGGCCACCUGUUCAACGCUGCAGAACCAUCAGUUUCCCAAGGUGAUUGUGGAGGUCAAAAGGCAGAAGCGCAAAUUACUUCCAGGUAUCAGAAUGCAAGAAACCGCACAGAUGGCAGCCUGGAUAUACGCGGAACCAGAUUCUCACCAACCAAUUGGAAACCCUUCAAGUAUCUUAAAGACCCCAGUUAUUCGGCCCCAUGUCCAUCUCUAAUGACGAUGUUCGAAUGCGGACCCUGGAAGGUAUCGGACAAGAACCAUAUGAGAAAUUUCAGCACCAUCCUCCUUGCAAUGACAUAUCAGCUUGCACAUUAG
Messenger RNA from Uncinocarpus reesii 1704, 1107 nucleotides. RefSeq lists its product as uncharacterized. The coding region runs from base 1 to 1107 and encodes 368 amino acids. The record is from RefSeq and is a predicted model, not a curated record. The transcript has 2 exons. Lineage: Eukaryota; Fungi; Ascomycota; Eurotiomycetes; Onygenales; Onygenaceae.